AUGGAUCAACAAGCUCAGCGCGGCCGGUCGCCGUCGGCCGGUCAUCAACAGCGUCAUAUAAACCAAUCCCACUCCCCGUCGCCAACGCCUUAUCAGUCAAACGACACAUCCGUCGGCCUUGGCCUCACUCUGGAACAGUCUGUUCAGCCAUCCUAUGAUUCCUUCAACAACUCAGGUUUCUUGAGCCCUCAGCAAUCGCCAUCUUUCCCGCCUCCUGCGCAGCAGCAGCAGACUUCGUUUGCUCAGACCAACCUCUCCGACCCCGCCGUUCUCGACCCCAAUAACACCGCCUCUUUUGGCCAGCAGCCAACCGGCUCCGACACUUCGCUGCCCUUCAACAGCCAGGCGCAGACCGCAUACUUGUCGCCUAACCUCAACGACGACUUUUCUCUUUUCCCGACUACCAGUGGUCAGGGCGACCAAUUCAACGCCCCCUUGUUCGACCAGACCACGCUCAACCCUAGCGACAUGAACAAUAUGGCGUCCCCGCAGGGCCACCACUCCCCGACCCCUCCUCACCUCUUCCAGCCGGACGGUCAACAGCCUGGUUCGGCUCAUCAGUCGCCCGCCUUCAACCAGCACCAGUUCUCCUCCCCGCCUAGCCACUCGCGACAUGCGUCUCUUGGCCCCGCGGACGCUUUACUCCCAAACCAGAUGGCCGAUUGGAGCCAGCCUCAGUUCCAGGGCCACCGCCGCACCCCCUCCGAGUACUCGGACGUGUCGUCCGUUGCGCCGUCGCCGAAUCUCGUCAGCGCCGAUGACUUCGACACCGGCGUAGGUGGGCAUUCGCCUGCUCAUCGCCCUUCGGACGGCAGCCUUUACCAAGAGGUAUUGGGAAUUGGGAACUUCAGCAUUUCAGACCCCCAGGUCGGCAGCCCUGGGCACCAGGGCAGAAGCCCGUCGCAUAGUCCUGCGAUUAGUCCUCGCAUUGUCCCACAGCAGAUGCCCGACCUUAACCAGCCUGCUUUUGGUCUGGCACAUCCUACCAACGCAUACGGUGCUCCAACCACAUACCCCGAACUCCAAGGGGCUGUCGAGGCCUUCCCAAGCCUCCAAGCACCGGGCCAUGAUUUGUCGUCGCAGAUGGCACCUCCUGCUAUCAAUAUUGACUUUGCUCCUAAUAACAUGAAGCAAGGCGGCUUUGAUACGCCCAAAUCGCGUAUGGAUCAGGACUCUUUGACUCCUCCAGACCGAGGCCGCCCCAGAUCUCGUCCUCGUGCGGUUACGGACCCAUUCCACCCUGGCGGCAUGAUGCUCAAUCGCCCUGGCAAUGCCGCCAGCCUUUCUCCAUCAUUGGGCUCUGAUUUGUCUUCGCGGUCAGACUCUAGGUCAUUGUCGCCCCUCGACAGACAAGCCGGCACGUCGCCUUCUCGGAGAAGGCAGUCGACUUCGGCAGUUCCCAAUAAUGUUAUUGCGCUGCGCCUGGCCGACCCCGAGUACCAGAACAACCAGGACAGUGGCGCGGCCAAGCGCGUUCAAAAGCAUCCUGCCACAUUCCAGUGCACUCUCUGCCCCAAGCGAUUCACUCGCGCCUAUAACCUGCGCUCGCACUUGCGAACACACACUGAUGAGCGACCAUUUGUGUGUACCGUCUGCGGCAAAGCUUUUGCCCGACAGCACGAUCGCAAGCGACACGAGAGUCUGCACUCGGGCGAGAAGAAGUUUGUAUGCAAGGGUGAUCUCAAGGUUGGAGGCCAGUGGGGUUGUGGCAGGAGGUUCGCCCGUGCGGAUGCUCUUGGCCGGCAUUUCCGAUCUGAGGCGGGCCGCAUCUGCAUCAAGCCUCUACUGGAUGAGGAAAUGAUGGAGCGGCAACGACUUUGGCAAGAGCAGCGUAUGCAACAGAACAUUGCUCAAAACAUGGUGGUUGCAUCCAACAUGGGUAUGGAACCCCCUGUUUAUCCCAUGGAUUCUGGUGGCAACCCAAUGCUCCCGGCAGCUCUCCUUGCCCAGUAUCCAGCUCUGGCACAGAUGAACUGGGGUGGCUCUGAUGUGAGCGGCGGUAUGGAUGAUGAUGUGAGUGGCCGUUCAUCAUUCGAUGCUAGCGACUAUGAUGAGAAUGAAGACGGUGGCUAUGUCAGCGGCCCCGGAACAGGCUUUGGUGAAGGAGGAAUGAACCAGGGCUUUGGUGAGAUGGGAUACGCGAGUGAUUUCGGCGGUCGAUAA
Messenger RNA from Fusarium keratoplasticum, 2163 nucleotides. RefSeq lists its product as uncharacterized. The transcript has 2 exons. Gene Ontology annotation, molecular function: DNA-binding transcription factor activity, RNA polymerase II-specific; RNA polymerase II cis-regulatory region sequence-specific DNA binding. Lineage: Eukaryota; Fungi; Ascomycota; Sordariomycetes; Hypocreales; Nectriaceae. Gene Ontology annotation, biological process: regulation of transcription by RNA polymerase II. The record is from RefSeq and is a predicted model, not a curated record. Bases 1 to 2163 code for a protein of 720 amino acids. Gene Ontology annotation, cellular component: chromatin.